GAUUCCAGUUGUUUUCACAUCUCCUCCACACUAACAAAGAGAGUCAGGGCUACUGUCUCUUUCAUCUCAGAGUAAAUGUGGUGAGUGACGCGCAACUAACGACCGACGCUCCUGUACAGCGGGGGGAGAAGAAGACACAAAGAGCAGAAAAACACCUUGCUCUGGAGAAGAGAAAUAGGGAGACUUUGAAAAGCUUCUGGCGGACUUGAUUGAACAUAAAGAGCGAAAAUGGUGUCGGCUGGACUGGAGAUCCUGGGACUAUCGCUGUGCGUAAUUGGCUCGCUCCUGGUGAUGGUUUCAUGCGGGCUGCCCAUGUGGAAGGUGACGGCCUUCAUCGAAGCCAACAUCGUGGUGGCCCAGACAAUCUGGGACGGCUUGUGGAUGUCGUGUGUGGUUCAGAGCACGGGCCAGAUGCAAUGCAAGGUGCAUGACUCUGUCCUCGCCCUCAGUCACGACCUGCAGGCUGCCAGAGCACUCACCAUCAUCUCCUCUGUGAUGGGCGUGCUGGGGCUCAUGGUUGUCAUUGCUGGGGCGCAAUGCACAAACUGUAUCCGCGCCGAGUACGUCAAAGCCCGGGUGGUGAACGCCGGAGGCGUCAUCUACAUCAUCAGUGGUCUGUUUGUGCUCGUUCCACUCUGCUGGAUGGCCAACAACAUCAUAUCGGACUUCUACAAUACGCAGGUGCCCCCAUCCAAGAAGAGGGAGAUCGGCGCGGCGCUUUACAUCGGCUGGGCAGCCUCAGCGCUGCUGCUGAUCGGAGGAGCGCUGCUGUGCUGCUCCUGUCCCUCCAGCGGGAACUCUGGAUACUCUGUAAAGUACGCACCGACCAAGAGAGCGACGCAGAACGGGGACUAUGACAAGAGGAAUUAUGUGUAGCUGUAACAAACAACAGGUGGUGCGUAAAAGUGACGUAGGAGCUUUUAAAAACAGUUUCUGACGGACGUUCUUUUUUGCACCUGCUGUUUUUGUUUUGAUAGAAAUGUGAACUGAAAAUCAAUGGAAGCACCUCUGCUGUUUUUACACUGGCUCUUCCUUCAACACACUCGGACCGCAUUUUCACAACUCUUUUUGUAUCUACAGGAGAUUAAAAAUAAGACUAUCAUCAAGAGGUAGCUCACGACUAAAAGGAGUAUCUUUGUUAGGUACCUGCUUUUGUAAGUCUUUAAAAAAUAUCAUUAGCAGUUUGAAUUGUUUACUGUUCUAAAUACUGCAAAGUUUUUCUUUUCUAGAGGAACCACUGCUGUCGAAUAUUUACACUGUUCUUUUUACCUUAAUGUGCAUCGUCAGCACAAACUUGUACAGUAACUGAGAAUGAUUGCACCCCCACAAAGAACCAUUUCCUUUAAUGGAACUACGCCGACAUGUUGAGGACUCCAACACUGACCGAUAGCGAGAAAGAACGAAGAAGAAAAGUGCAGACAAAGCCCUAAUAAAUCUCGGACUGGCUUUUGUGUUGUUUGAGACACGGAGACUUUUAAAAGUUUGCAGCCUGUUUUUGGACCUGUAGAGACGCUCAUAGUGAAUCUACAGGUCCCAGCAUAGCAAAGUUACAGACCGUUAUUUGGCUGCACUAAACACCUGCAACGUUUAUGCAUCAUUAUCAAUGCAGGAAUUCUUUAAAAACAUUUUUAAGAUGUUUUCUCUGUUGGUUUGUUGAUGUAAUGAUUCAUUAUUCGUGUAUAUGAAGAUGCAAUAUUGUUUCAUGUUAUUAAGAUUAAACUGAGUAUAUUGUCUGA
Molecule: messenger RNA, 1736 nt
Organism: Cheilinus undulatus (humphead wrasse)
Lineage: Eukaryota; Metazoa; Chordata; Actinopteri; Labriformes; Labridae
Gene: cldn5a
Product: claudin 5a
Exons: 1
Coding region: 229-876 (215 amino acids)
Biological process (GO): cell adhesion; bicellular tight junction assembly
Cellular component (GO): bicellular tight junction; plasma membrane
Molecular function (GO): structural molecule activity
Source: RefSeq, a predicted model, not a curated record